AUGGCUCCUAACUACCAUGGGAAUAGGGUAAAGACGCGCCUUGAGAGCGGAAGCGGCAUGUCCUUUACCGAAUUUUGUUACCCGAUAAUGCAAGCAUGGGAUUGGUGGCACCUUUAUCAGAAAGGAGUUAUGAUUCAAGUCGGAGGCUCUGACCAGUCUGGCAACAUUCAAUUCGGAAUUGAUACCAUUAAGCAAGUCUUGAAAACCUCGCCGAUCGAAACUAAGCCAGGUGAAGACCCAGACUUAUCAAUGCCCUUUGGACUUACAGUACCAUUGCUCACUACAUCGACGGGGGAAAAGAUUGGCAAAUCUGCUGGUAAUUCGAUAUGGCUCGACAAGGAUAUGACGUCAACUUAUGACCUUUACCAGUACUUCAUGCGUCAACCUGAUCAAGACAUGGAGCGGCUACUAAAUAUGUUUACGUUUCUCCCAACCUCCCGCAUCCCCGAAAUAAUCGAGGAGCAUAACAAGGCCCCCUCCCGUCGGGUUGCUCAACACACUCUUGCGCAAGAAUUUGUGGAGCUUGUACAUGGCCCUAAGGAAGCAGAGGAAGCAUCAAAGGCCCAUAAAGCCAUAUUCCAACCUCAGGGCUCAGCAUCAACCAAGUCAGACUCCAAGUCAAUACCUUUAUUGCCCUCUGGAAUCCCGGAAUUUAUCAAUGCUGGUGUAAACAAAAAAGCCCCACAGAUGAAUGCUUUUACCGCACCCACGCAUCAUCUGGUUCUACCUCGCUCUCUGGUUGUCGGGCAAUACUUCCACAAGAUUCUCUACUCUGCUGGAAUGGUCUCCUCCAAACAGGAAGGGCAUCGAAUUAUUGUCAACAACGGAGCGUCCGUUGGCUGCAUGCCCAGUGGUGCGGAGCAAAUGGGUGAUGCAUUAAGUUAUGUCCCUCUCAGAACAUGGCCCGCUGACGUUACAGAAAAAUUCCUCAUUGAUGGGAGUCUGCUGAUUCUGCGAAUCGGUAAAUGGAGAGUUAAGAUUAUCAAAGUUAUCAGUGAUAAGGAAUUCGAAGAACAGGGCUUGACUGUACCGCAAUCAGAACCGGAGAAAGAGUCGAUAGCCGAACAGCAAAAAGAUCGAGAUCUUUUCGCGAAAAAACGUAGAAUUGCUGGGCGACAAGUCCAACGGCCUGGUAUAGCCGGAGGCUCUGCUGGCGGCCGGAAACCAAAGAUUGUUUCACUCCAGGAAUGGUCUGACCAAAAGGAGAGAGAGGAAGAAGCAGCACUGGCGAAGGAGAAGGAGCAACGACAGGCGUGGCCAUGA
Trichophyton rubrum CBS 118892 is the source of this 1263-nucleotide messenger RNA. RefSeq names its product tyrosine-tRNA ligase. Bases 1 to 1263 code for a protein of 420 amino acids. Gene Ontology annotation, cellular component: mitochondrion; cytosol. Gene Ontology annotation, molecular function: RNA binding; tyrosine-tRNA ligase activity; ATP binding. Gene Ontology annotation, biological process: tyrosyl-tRNA aminoacylation. The record is from RefSeq and is a predicted model, not a curated record. Lineage: Eukaryota; Fungi; Ascomycota; Eurotiomycetes; Onygenales; Arthrodermataceae. The transcript has 2 exons.